AGAGAGCAGCCCCAAAGACACUCGGGGGAGGAGCUGCUUCCAGCGGGCGCAGCAGUCACCCGGGAGCAGUUCGCGGGGACCCGGUGUGUCUGAGGGGAGCUCCUAGGAGCUUGGCUGGGGCUCGGAGUGGCGGCGGCGUUGAGGGGCCCGGAUCUCACGGGCCCUGGGGACACAUCAGGCUGAGGCGUGGCGCCGAGCCCCAGCGCGGUUUCUGGCGGGUCACGACGGGGAGCUUCUGCAUCUCUUAGCUUUCGCUACCCCAGCUUCUCUCGGCUCCAUUCAGCCCCGAAAUUGCAGCCGCCGGAAGGACGACUCCGAGAAGGAGAGCGUAUACCCCUGGGCCUACUUCUCCUGACGGUGGUGGGGUUUGCUCAGGGCCACAGAGGCGCCGAGGACUGACCCAUCUCGCCAGGAGAGGGCUGGAAAGUGCGAGAGAACCCGGCAGGGCGCGAGCCGCCGUCGGGGCCCCGAGGCGAGGGCGCUGCGCUCGGCUGUAGAUUCCGGGACCCUGGCGGUGCCUGCGUUCCUCUCGCGCUCUCUCUGCUCAUCCGCCAGGUGUGCCAAGCCUUAUCUCCACCACCCAGCCCCUGGGGCAGCCUCCUCUGUGCGACCUUCUGCUUUUGUUUCUUAAGAUCCCCCUCCCCGCUCCUCCCCCGGAAGGGCUGGCACACUACAGGUGCCAACCAUUGAGGGCUGAGGACCAGCGGUCUCCACAGAGAGCUGCGCCUAGAAGAGAAGGAGACUGAUACGGCUGGGACCCGAGCUGCCUUCUGGUCCCAGGGCCCCCAUGCUUCUGCCAUGGUUAACAGGACUAGGGGCUGGAGUGGUCUUCCUGCACUUCCUGCAGAAACUUCUCUUCCCUUACUUCUGGCAUGACUUUUGGUACUUGCUGAAGGUGGUACGCUAUGGAAUUUGGCUGGAGAUGUGCAGACUGAAAGGGGAGCUUGUCACUGUCCUGGAUAAAUUCCUGAGUCAUGCCAAGAAGCAGCCCCAGAAACCUUUCAUCAUCUACGAGGGAGACACCUACACCUAUGAGGAUGUGGAUAAAAUGAGUAGCAGAGUGGCCCAUGUCUUCCUGAACCAUUCCACGCUGAAAAGGGGGGACACCGUGGCCCUGCUGAUGAGCAAUGAGCCAGACUUUGUCCACGUGUGGUUCGGCCUGGCCAAGCUGGGCUGCGUGGUGGCCUUCCUCAACUCCAACGUUCGUUCCAACUCCCUCCUGCAUUGCAUCCGUAGCUGCGAGCCCAGGGCCCUCGUAGUGGGCGCAGAUUUGCUUGGAACUAUAGACGAAAUCCUUCCAAGCCUCCCAGAAGAUAUCAGUGUUUGGGGCAUGAAAGAUUCUGUCCCACAAGGUGUACUUUCACUCAAAGACAAACUGAGCACAGCAUCUGACAGGCCAGUGCCACGCAGCCACCAUGUUGCCUCAAGCCUCAAAUCUCCUUAUCUUUACAUUUUUACUUCUGGAACCACAGGUCUACCAAAAGCAGCUGUGAUUAGUCAGCUGCAGGCUUUAAAGGGUUCUGCUGCAUUGUGGGCUUUUGGUUGUACUGCUGAUGACAUCGUUUAUAUACCCCUUCCUCUGUACCACAGUUCAGGAUCUCUCCUGGGAAUUGGUGGAUGUAUUGAAUUAGGUGCUACUUGUGUGUUAAAGAAGAAAUUCUCAGCAAGCCAGUUUUGGAACGACUGCAGAAAGCAUAACGUGACUGUGUUUCAGUAUAUUGGAGAACUUUGUCGCUACCUUUGCAAACAACCCAAGAGAGAAGAAGAAAAGGAUCAUCAGGUGCGUUUGGCAGUUGGAAAUGGCAUACGAAGUGAUGUAUGGAGAGAAUUUCUAGACAGAUUUGGAAAUAUUAAGAUGUGUGAGCUUUAUGGAGCUACUGAAGGAAACAUUUGUUUCAUGAAUCACACUGGGAAAAUUGGAUCAAUAGGGAGAACAAAUUUCUUUUACAAACUUUUUUUCACUUUUGACUUGAUAAAGUAUGAUUUUCAGAAGGAUGAGCCCAUUAGAAAUGAACAGGGCUGGUGUAGUAAUGUAAAAAAAGGAGAACCUGGACUUCUCGUUUCUCGAGUGAAUGCACAGAAUCCCUUCUUUGGUUAUGUGGGGAACAGGAAGCACACGGAAAAGAAAUUGCUUUGUGAUGUUUUUAAGAAGGGAGACGUUUACUUUAACACAGGAGACUUAAUAGUCCAAGACCAGGAGGAUUUCCUUUACUUUUGGGACCGUAUUGGAGACACUUUCAGAUGGAAAGGGGAGAAUGUUGCAACCACGGAAGUUGCUGAUGCUAUUGGAAUGUUGGAUUUCAUACAGGAAACAAACGCGUAUGGUGUAGCUGUGCCAGAUUAUGAAGGAAAAGCAGGAAUGGCUUCUAUUAUUUUAAAACCAAAUAAGUCUUUAGACUUGGAAAAACUUUAUGAACAAGUUGUAACAUAUCUACCAGCUUAUGCCUGCCCACGAUUUUUAAGAAUUCAGGAAAAGAUGAAAACGACAGAGACAUUCAAACUACAGAAGUUUCAGCUGGUAGAAGAAGGAUUUAGUCCACUGAAAAUUUCUGAUCCACUUUACUUUAUGGAUAACUUGAAAAAAUCUUAUGUUCCAUUGACCAAAGAACUUUAUGAUCAAAUAAUAUUGGGGGAGAUCAAACUUUAAGAUUUUUUAUAUAUGGCAUUUUCAUAUGCUUUCUUAGGAGAGGUGAUAGUAUGUGACUCUUUAAUAUGAAAUGGGGAAAGGGAACUGACAUUAAUUGUGUGCUCUAUUUCCUUAAUAUUCAAAGCUUUUCUUUAAUUAAGUGAGAAGUUUAAUUUGUUUUAAUUGAGAACCUUUAGUUGACUAUUCUUUUUACCUUUUUGGAGAUUCAGUGCAUAACUAAGUAUUUGCCUUAAUCUUAAAGAUUUUAAAUAAUCAAUCAGUGGUUAAGACUUUAGACGCUUACUAAAAAUGAACUUUUUAAUAUUUAAAGUUUCUAGUUUUGAAUAAAUCAUUAAAUUUUACUCAAAUAUUUGAUUUUUAUGUGCCCUGUCCUAUAACUCAAUAAAACCAUCUUCAUUAAUAUGUUU
This is a messenger RNA of Equus caballus (horse), 3054 nucleotides long. RefSeq names its product solute carrier family 27 member 6 (gene SLC27A6). NCBI's taxonomy places the organism in Eukaryota, Metazoa, Chordata, Mammalia, Perissodactyla, Equidae. The record is from RefSeq and is a predicted model, not a curated record. Gene Ontology annotation, molecular function: long-chain fatty acid-CoA ligase activity; long-chain fatty acid transmembrane transporter activity.